Messenger RNA from Leptosomus discolor (cuckoo roller), 1227 nucleotides. NCBI's taxonomy places the organism in Eukaryota, Metazoa, Chordata, Aves, Leptosomiformes, Leptosomidae. The record is from RefSeq and is a predicted model, not a curated record.
AUGGCCCCAGGUCCGGGCAGCGUCCCGCCAAUCCUAACGAUCGUCGUGAUCCUUGGCGCGGGGAAGCUUCCAAAGUUCGGGUAUUUAUUUGUCACGGAAGAUCUUGUUAGAAGACGUGCAGAACAUAACAACUGUGAAAUUUUUUCGCUGGAAGAAAUUUCUUUACAUCAACAGGAAAUAGAAAAAUUAGAAUAUCUUGACAAAUGGUGUCGAGAUUUAAAAAUUCUCUAUCUUCAGAAUAAUCUAAUUCCAAAAAUCGAAAAUGUGGGCAAACUAAAGAAGCUGGAAUAUUUAAAUGUAGCUUUGAACAACAUUGAAAGAAUUGAAAAUCUGGAAGGCUGUGAAGAACUGAAGAAACUUGACCUGACAGCAAAUUUCAUUGGUGAACUCUCCAGUAUUGAAGCCCUAAAAUAUAAUAUACAUCUGGAGGAACUGUUUCUAGUGGGUAACCCGUGUACUGAAUUUGAAGGUUAUAGGCAAUUUGUAGUGGCAACUCUUCAUCAAUUAAAAUGUUUAGAUAGUAAAGAAAUAGAACGUUCAGAGAGGAUUCAAGCACUUCAAAACUAUCCAGAAGUGAAACAGAAAAUCAGAGAUCAGGAAAAAGCUUACCUUCUCAAAAGGGCCAGAGAAAAAGAAGAGGCUCAAAGAAGAAUGAAAGAAAGAAAGGACAAGAAACACAAACAAGUGGACUCUAAGCUUGGAUUUGAUAGCCCAGACUCCCUACAGGGCAAAGAAAACCAGGAGGCAGAAGGAGGUGGAGAACAAGAAACAGGGAGAGCCGUUGAAGAUAAUGAAGAAGACAGAAGAUUUUGGGAGGAGCCUACACCUUAUACUCCAGAAUCUAGACUAGAAACUCACAGAUAUAUGGAAGAAAAACGGAGAGCUAAAGACAAUAUAAGGGACUCAAAAAAAAGAGAGAAGCCUCUUCGGACAUUGAUCACUGCAGAAGGAAAAGUUCUGAAUGUAAAUGUGCCUAAGCUUGAUUUCUCUUUGAAAGAUGAUGAAGAAAACAACCAGAUCAUCUUGGAUCUUGCUGUUUACAGACAUUUGGACACUUCUCUGCUUGAUGUUGAUGUCCAGCCAACUUAUGUACGAGUGCUGGUGAAGGGAAAGCCAUUUCAGCUUGUGCUCCCUGAAGAAGUGAAGCCAGACAGCAGCUCUGCUAAAAGAUCACAAACCACUGGUCAUUUAGUUGUCAGCAUGCCAAAGGUAUGUAAAAUAAUCUGA